AUGGCAACCUCAGAGCAAGAUCCGCUCUUACUUUUGCGAAAUUCAAUUGCAUUAGACGCUCCUUGCAUCCCAACGACGACCGAAGAUGUCUCUGUGGCGUCCUCUGUUGACCUCAGCCUAGCCACCGCAACCUUCCUGCAAUUCCCCUCCGCCUCAGUCUCCAUCCCACUCACCACACCUACGCGCUUCAUCUCCUCCAACAAGCCCGUUGACCUCCGCAGCAUCUACUUUGCUUGGCUGAAGCGCGAGACCGCCAUCCCAGAAUACAAUGCCUCGGCGCUCUCCCUCAACGCGGAGCUCGCAGCAGAAGAUGGUGCAGGAGGAGAAGUCCAGAAUCUCGCUUUCGUAGAGCGAUUGGAUCUCAUUACAUGGCUCGAAGGUGCAUCGGAGGAGUCAGAGUACAUCAAGCCGUUGGCGAGCGAUGUGUCGAGUGCAGCAGCGAGUGCGCAGGUUGCGGCUGGUGUUAAGGGGGGCCUUGUGCCGGUUACGAGUGUUGGGGGAAGACAAGGAAAGAGUAUUGACCCCAGGCUGGCGGAGAUCUAUAAUGGAGAGAGGAGGAUGGGAGAUAGGAAUAGUGUGUUGAGGGGGAUCAAGCCUACGGACUUUUCACAUGUAAGAAAGCUAGCAGCACCAUUCAAUACCCGCAAAGCCGCCCACACAGCAGCCGCAAACGCAGCAAGCACCGCGCCUCUCUCCCACAACCCCAAAGCUCCCGUCCGCCGCCCCGACCCCAUCAUCCUGCUCUCGCCCUCGGCUUCCUCGCUCCUUCGCAUGUCAAACAUCAAGUCCUUCCUCGAGAGCGGGAUCUACAUCCCGCCCGAAUCCUCGACUUCAACAUCCAGCUCUUCGGCGUCGAUUCUGCACAUCGCGCGCCUCUUGCCUUCGAUAGACACCACGCGGCCGAUUCGAUUCAUUAUUGUCGAUACGCCGGAGCAGUUUAAGCCCGAGUAUUGGUCGCGGGUCGUUGCUGUGUUUACCACGGGUCAGGUCUGGCAGUUCAAGAGCUACAAGUGGCAGACGCCGCAGGAGCUGUUUAGACAUACGCUGGGUGUGUAUCUUGGGUGGAGGGGAGAUCAGUUACCUGAUAUGGUAAAGGGAUGGGGAAGGGGGGUGCUGAGCGCGCAGGUUGAUAAGUGGAGUGCUGGGGCGGGACCCGCGAGCAGAUGGCGGGAUCGGGAGGUCGUAGAGGGGAUUUGGAAGGCGGUCGAGGAGAAUAUGAGGAAUAGGGGGUGGAAGAGGGAUUCCGGGCCUCUGGUUGUUUAG
This is a messenger RNA of Hyaloscypha bicolor E, 1263 nucleotides long. RefSeq names its product CDC73-domain-containing protein. Gene Ontology annotation, molecular function: RNA polymerase II complex binding. NCBI's taxonomy places the organism in Eukaryota, Fungi, Ascomycota, Leotiomycetes, Helotiales, Hyaloscyphaceae. The transcript has 2 exons. Gene Ontology annotation, cellular component: Cdc73/Paf1 complex. Gene Ontology annotation, biological process: transcription elongation by RNA polymerase II; positive regulation of transcription elongation by RNA polymerase II. The record is from RefSeq and is a predicted model, not a curated record. The coding region runs from base 1 to 1263 and encodes 420 amino acids.